UGGCGCUCCCACGUCGCCAUUCGUCGUCCUGGAAACAUCUCAUCCAAUUUGUUCCACCAACCGCGUCGCCAUCGGUCCGCCGUGACGGGCCAGUGCUGUCUGCCGUGCCACGACCGCCACCUACUCCGACCCACACAAACGUCCCCAGGUUUUAAAGCGCGAGCGAGCCCUCUCCGUCCUUCCCUCCCACCGCCGGCCGCCGCGACAGCGCGGGCUCCCCUCCCGGCCGGCCGCAUGGAGCCGCCGGCGCCUCCGCCCCCGCCCCCGCCGCAGCUGCACCUGCGCGUCCUGGACACCGUCAGGCUCUCCCCGGCGCGGCGGCCUCCGGCGUCGUCCCUGCCGCUCUCCGGCCUCGACGCCGACCGCAACGUGCUCGACGUCUCCUUCCGCACCGUCCGCUUCUUCCCUGCCCACCCGGUCUCCCUCGACCCGCUCGACGCCCUCCAGGCCGCGUUCGCCCACGCGCUCGGCCUCUUCCCGCAGCUCGCCGGCUCCGUCGUCCGGGAAGACGGCAGCGUCGUGUUCUCCGGGGCCGGCGAGGACGCCGUGGCCCUCGUCCUCGCGGCGACGGAGCUGACGGUGGCCGACGUCGACGCGGACAAGCCGGACUCGCCGCUGCUCGGCCGCCUCGCGCCCGGCGACAGCGACGGCGGGCCGGCAGCGCUUGCGCUCCAGGUCACUCGGUUCACGUGCGGCGGCGUCGCGCUGGGGAUGCGGGUGGCGCACGCGCUCUGCGACGGCGCGGGGUCCACCAAGUUCCUCGUCGCCGCCGCGCGGUUCGCGCGGGGUCUGGAGCCGGAGGCCGCGGCGGAGCCGGUGUGGGACAGGCGGGAGCUCCUGGGCCCCAGGAACCCGCCGCGGGUGGUGACGCCGUUCGACGCCGUGCUCGCGACCGACGACGACAUCCCGCGGCUUGGCCCGUACGGCGCGGCGAGCGACGGAGAAGGGCACGAGCGGCUGGCGAGGGAGUGCUUCCACGUCAGCGACGCGCGCGUGGAGGCGCUGAGGGCGCGGCUCGCCGCCGACGCCGGCGUCAAGUUCACGACCUUCGAGGUUCUCGCCGCCUUCAUCUGGCGCGCCAAGGUGAAGGCCAACCAAACUGCCCCCGACGAGACGGUGAAGAUGGUGUACUCCAUGAACAUCAGCGGUCUCCUCGACCCGCCGCUGCCGGAGGGGUACUGGGGCAACGUGUGCGUGCCGGUGUACGUGGCGCUGGCCGCGAGCGACCUCGCCGGGCGGCCGCUGGCGGAGACGGCGUCACUGGUCAGGAAGAGCAAGCGGGAGGUGGACGAGGAGUACGUGCGGUCCUACGUCGACCUCCAGGAGCUGCGGCGCGGGGAGGGCGGCAUCACGGCGGGGCGGCGCGGCGUGAGCGCGUUCACGGACUGGCGGAGGCUGGGGCACUCGGAGGUGGACUUCGGGUGGGGCGGGCCCGACGCCGUGCUCCCGCUAUCGUGGCGGCUGCUCGGGAGCACGCAGCCGUGCUUCCUGCUGCCGUACGGCGCCGGGGACGAGAGGCGGCGGCGAGGGUUCAAGGUGUUCGUCGCGCUGCCGGAGGAGGCGGUGGCCCGGUUCAGAGAGGAGAUGGACGAGAUACUGUGGCAGGAUAGCCACACUGGCUGCACUUCAGUAGGAAAGCUAUAAAUUUGGGGAUCGCUAGAAAUUCGGAGGUAUGCAGAAACCGGCGAUGGCAGAGAAUGUCAAGAAGGGAGCCCAGCUGCUGAAGAAGAGCGCAGCUCAAAUGUUGCGGCUAUGUGAGCCGCCGAGGGGAGAAGCAAACGAGCAGGCUGAGGAUGAAGAAGUGUGGGAUGAAUGGUGAUGCUGAUUUGCGGUGAUGGUGGCUUGUUGUCCAUGGUGGUGCUCGAGGUUUUAUGUUCUGUUGGGCGUAAAAAAUUUCAGUUUGGUCUUUGUGCGUUUUUGGUGAGCCUGGUCUGGUGAUAGCUAUUGUGGGGUAUCUGGUUGUGGUACUGAUACUUGUGCUCCUUGUGGUGUAGUUUAGGGUGAUAUCAGGUUUUCGUCCCGCAGUUCAUGUUCCUGAUGACAAACGUGAAUGGCGGGUUUCCUGAUAUUGCUCUGAACUCGUUUUUUUCCCUUUCCCUCUCUUUUC
This is a messenger RNA of Hordeum vulgare subsp. vulgare (domesticated barley), 2107 nucleotides long. RefSeq names its product 3'-N-debenzoyl-2'-deoxytaxol N-benzoyltransferase-like. The transcript is spliced from 2 exons. The record is from RefSeq and is a predicted model, not a curated record. Lineage: Eukaryota; Viridiplantae; Streptophyta; Magnoliopsida; Poales; Poaceae. The coding region runs from base 235 to 1644 and encodes 469 amino acids.